Molecule: messenger RNA, 3575 nt
Organism: Wasmannia auropunctata (little fire ant)
Lineage: Eukaryota; Metazoa; Arthropoda; Insecta; Hymenoptera; Formicidae
Gene: Sap130
Product: histone deacetylase complex subunit SAP130-A
Exons: 10
Coding region: 930-3446 (838 amino acids)
Biological process (GO): negative regulation of transcription by RNA polymerase II
Cellular component (GO): Sin3-type complex
Source: RefSeq, a predicted model, not a curated record
UAUCAUAUAUGGGUACAUAAAAUAUAUCGCGUUCGGUUGGUAUAUUUUGGAACGCGCGUCGUAAGAUACCGACAGUGCUUUCGGGAGUUUCGGGUUCGAUUUUUUUCGCUUCCAGCAUCCGUCGGGGCGUCAUCAGCGUCACGUCAUUUGUUUGGCGGUUCCUGACGGCUGACCUGACCGAAGUCGACCGACGACCGUUGACAGAGACAUGCGUCGCGCACAACAGGUUACAUGAUAUUUUACCAAUAUUAGGCUGAUUGGUAAAAAAAAAAAUGUUGCUCUGAAAUUUCUAAGCAGAUUCCCAGGGACGCGCGUCCGACCGGCUUGAAAGUGCCUUUGGACCGGAAGUGGAGGUACUCGCGACAGCUGGGAUGGUCGGGACGGACAAACAAACAAUAAACACAAGAGAAGCAAAUCGACAAUAGGACCGUAAACACGACGGGCAUCGACGACAAUCGGUUGAAUCUGUAACGUUCGCCCCGUCGAUUCUCGCGGGGCGAGUAUUUUUUUUUUCUCCCCGCCCUCGACAGUUCGCACACUCCCGACAUAACCAAAGCUAAGCCGAAUUUAACUUCGCAGUCGGCAGCUGAUUGGUCGUCGCGCGGCCCCGGGGUGAGCGUCGAGAGCGGAGCGUCGGAGAAGAAAAUUCCUAUACGGGCGCCCCGCCGCGCAAUAAAUGGAACAUUUGUUCGCGCCGAGGGCCGUCUUCCCGCACUGCAUCGCGCUUUACAUUGGUGCACCACUGCGCGCCGUAAGACGUCGGUAGAGAGAAAACGAUGCGAGGAGCGUUGCACAGGCACUGGUAUGUGUUGUUGUUCGUUACGAGCGUCCGCGAGGUUCAAGUGUACGAGAUGUGUUGUGCGCGGGUCUGCGAGUGAUUCGGCGUCGUCGUUGUUUCCCCCGGGCCGUGACUUCUACGCAGCACAGCCAUGAACACUACGAUAAGCACCGUGAGUGGCGGCGGCGGCGACAAGCGCCUGCCGCCGGAGACGACUGUGCAGACCGUGGCGCAAAACUUGACUACGAUGCAGCAGAACGUGCAGAGUGUGCAGAGCGUGGUGCAGAGUAGUAUACCGAGCAUACAGCCGACCCCGACGAUCGUCGGUUCGGUGGGGACACCCGGCAGUCUGGUGGGCAAGUCGGUGUCGCUCGACAUCAAUCCGAAGCUGUCCCUAAUGAAGCCCGUGGUACCCUCCGGUGCUACCUCGUCUGCGGAAGCCAGUAAAAUAACGACAACGUUAUGUUCUAUAGGCUCUACAGUAAAAAUAAUAUCACCAGGAAUAUUAAAUACGCAAACGCAAUUGUCGCCACAUCCAGUCAAUAUGCCAGCGACGUAUCAUGUACCGCGGGGACCUGCUGCGGUCGCUAAUAUCUCCGCACCCAGAUCGACAGUUGCCACUCCUAUUGUCAGGACGAACGCGGGACAGAUUGUGCCUGCUACUAGACCAGGCGGUAAUACACCAAUCUCCAAUCCCCAAUGGCAAGCCAAGACAACGUCCGUCGCGUUAUACGCGCAACCGCAAAGGCAUCCCGCGCCUUCCGUCAGCAGGGUCUCCAGGCCACCGUCGUCCACCGUGUACACGGGACAGCAGCAACGGCUGAUCACGCCAGCCAGUCAGGCAAGAUCUGUUCAAGCUACCAUGGUCACUGGUAGUCCGUCCAGGUUAAUAGCGCCCGUCUUGCAAACUAAUCUUACCAGACAUCCAGUUGCACAAAACAGACCGCCGACGCCGCAAGUAGUGACUGUGUCACAGACCUCGCAACCCACCAGAUCGUCGGCACAAACCAUUCAACCUAUCCAGACGAGCAGACCUCUGACGACGACGGGUACGACGAAACGUAUAGCUGUGUCAACGCCCAUCGUCGAGACGGCGAACAGAAUAAGCAGCACGGCUUCCACGGUUACUAUCGGUUCGGUAGAACAGGGUCGUCAAUUGUCAAUUAGCGGUAACACGGUGACCGGGCCGUCGACCGUCAGCCAUAUCGUUAUUCCUUCGCAGCAGAUACAGCAACAGCAAGGCGCGCCGCGUGUCGUUCAGACCGUCACGUCUCUGUCGAGUCUCAAUACCGUGUCGCAAGUGAUCACAACGACCGCAAAUACGCAGUCGAAUGCGAUGCGCAUACUGCAAACCGUUCCGACCACGGUCGCGAAAAUCGCGGGGAUGUCCUUGCACCCCUUGCCCAUCGCCGUGCCGGUCAGGGCCACGUCCGGUCCGAUCAAGGCUGCUCCCGCGCAGUCCCAAAAUAUUGGACAAACCGUCCAAGUGAAGCCGGCGCCACAGGCCAACUUGCGUAUGUCGUCCACCAACAGCAGUACAACCACAAGCUCCGCUCAGCCGGUUCAGGGACAGUACAUACAUCCGCCGCAUACGACCACGUAUCUCUCCUUCGAGACGACAGGAACAUAUUCACCAUUUCGACAGGCUUCGGUGCAGCCAGUGAGAUUAGUUGUUGAUCCGGGAUACGAAGAACCCCAUGGUAAACCUAACGCGUCUCCCAGACCGAGUAUUCUAAGAAAGAGAGAUCAUGACAAUUCACCAAUUAAAGGGGAGUCACAAUUUCUUGCAGGUGCAGCUAAAAAUUUAGGUCCUGUAUUAGCGUCUUUGCCAUCAAGUAGAUCAAUGUCCAGUCCGCCGUGCUCGCCGAAGGGCGAUCAGGACGGUGGUCAGAGUUCCGGGUCCACGACCGUGUCCGCUACGUCUUCGCCAGGUCUCGACGAGGAACUUGAGCAAUCCAGGAUUACGAUUAAUCCCAACAUAGAAAUGUCGCCGAGGAAAAAGCCGCGCAAGCAGCAGCUUACAGGCGUAGAAUUAACUGAACCCAGAUGUACGGAGGAAGAGAUGCAAUUUCUCACGGAGGAGAAGUUUAAGAAGGAUAGUAAAGAGGAAUCAAAAGAGAAGUUGUCCGACAAGAGGCAACUCUCCAAUGUACAAAGUGAUAUUAAAUCGUCUACUCAGCAAACAGAAAUCACAAUACGGACACGACCUGUACCAAGUUUAUUAGGCUCCUCGUGGAAAAACAGAUGGACAGUUAGAUUACAGCAUUAUAGAAGACCUACCGACGUUCGACCCCGUGAGGAGAGGAGACCAACGGUUGCUGAACUGGCGCAACAGAAACACGUAUUACAGAGACUGAAUGGAUGGAAAAUCUAUCAUCUCACUACGCAAAUGGAAGAUAUCGCGGCCCUUGAAAAACAGGUCCAUGAGAAAUUAAAAACGACGCUCACGCUACUGGAGUCGCAGCAAACCGUCAAAAGUAAACAUAACGACGGGCUCGAACGUGUGAAUGAAUUGAUUAAGGGCAACAUGCAACGGAGUAAUUUAAUCAGCGAAGGCAUGAAUGAAGCACGUACACAGCUCGUCGCUAUAUUUCAACAUAAAGGCCCUAUUACUGAUCUUUUGCAACGCUGCGGUAACAAACGGGCGCAGAAAAAGAGGGACAAAUGAGCUGUCGUGCUAAAAUACGUAGAAUCUUUAUAAACGAACUUUGUUGAGAGGAAAGUUCAAAGGGAAUAUUUUUAUCCGUGUCACAGAUUCUAUACAUAGGAAUAAAUAAAUGGUUUUAUAAGUCUAAAA